UCCUUCCUGGCCCCGCCCCGCCGCUGCUGCCCCGCCCCGCCCCGGCCCGUCCCUCGGCGCCGCCCCGGGCCGUCCGCGUUCGCCGCCCUGCGCUCCCAUGGCCCUGAAGCGGAUACAGAAAGAACUAACUGAUCUGCAGCGAGACCCACCGGCCCACUGUUCCGCUGGACCUGUUGGAGAUGACUUGUUUCAUUGGCAAGCAACAAUUAUGGGACCUCCUGAUAGUGCAUAUCAAGGGGGAGUCUUUUUUCUCACAGUACACUUCCCAACAGACUAUCCUUUCAAACCACCAAAGAUUGCUUUUACAACAAAAAUAUACCACCCAAACAUAAACAGUAAUGGAAGCAUUUGUCUCGAUAUCCUGAGGUCACAGUGGUCACCAGCUCUGACUGUAUCUAAAGUUUUAUUGUCCAUAUGCUCCUUACUUUGUGAUCCUAAUCCAGAUGAUCCUUUAGUACCGGAUAUUGCACAGAUCUACAAGUCAGACAAGGAAAAAUACAACAGACAUGCGAGAGAAUGGACUCAGAAAUACGCAAUGUAACUUGUGAAGACUUUUUCACAUGCCACAGAGUACUGUACCUUUAGGGGGUCUCAAAAUUAGAAGGAAGUGGAGCGCAGUUUCCUGCCUCAGUGUAUCAUGAUGCCCCUGGAAUUUUUUUUCAGCCGUGUAAUUGUAUUUCUGGAGCAAGGGAGAACAAACUUCCACAGAUAACUUUAUGAUGGUGAAAAGAAUGUUCAUCCUCUUCGUAUGCGCUGCAGAAGACAUUUGUUAUGGUUUUUACGAGUUGGACAUCUGCAUCUUCAGACUGAGAGAUCCAUAAUGCAGUUGUAAAGCAACCAAAUUAUUUUUGCUGGAAAAAGUAGACGGUUUUAUGUGAUGAAUACUGUAUGUGUGUCCUUAAAGUGUGUUGUUCGUUUUGGAAGUGUGUUCAGUUUCAUUUUGUUAGCUCACUUAUAUAAUUUGGAAUUCUUUUUUCACCAUAUUGACUAAAUAUUUUAUUUACUAUUUUAGCCAUUUCAUUUCAGACUUACUUGUUUGUGCACGGUAUUGACAAGCUACAACUGCUAGUAAUGAAAAUAAUUGGAGAGUCCCACCUGCUCGGAUGUUCUAAAGACUGACUGCAGAUUUAAGUUUUUAAAACCUGAACUUUGCACUGUAAUUCUUUGUACACUGAUGAUGGAGAAACACUUGGGUUUGAUUCUGUUGCAUACUUGAUUUAAUUUUUAUUGCCACGUGAACUAAUUGCACUGCUGUGUAGAAAGAUGUAACCGUUUUGUUGCUAUUCACAAAUUAUUUUUGACAUGCGGGCAACAUAACACUACCAUGGCCCUUUUACAAACCUAAAUGUAGCCUUUUCCAUAUAAAUAAAAUGGGUUUUCUACUACUUGUCUUGGCUCUUUUUUACAAUCAGGCAUAUUAAUGAAGCGCUUGUUCUAACAUUAGA
This is a messenger RNA of Cuculus canorus (common cuckoo), 1445 nucleotides long. RefSeq names its product ubiquitin conjugating enzyme E2 D1 (gene UBE2D1). Gene Ontology annotation, biological process: ubiquitin-dependent protein catabolic process; protein polyubiquitination. Gene Ontology annotation, molecular function: ubiquitin conjugating enzyme activity. The transcript is spliced from 7 exons. Gene Ontology annotation, cellular component: nucleus. Bases 98 to 541 code for a protein of 147 amino acids. The record is from RefSeq and is a predicted model, not a curated record. NCBI's taxonomy places the organism in Eukaryota, Metazoa, Chordata, Aves, Cuculiformes, Cuculidae.